AGCAGAGGAAGAGCAAGAGGCAGCAGAGGAUGCUGGAUCAGAGCAGCAGGAGUAUACAGACUAUCAAGAGGAGGAAAGACCCCGUCCCAAACCCAUGGUUCCACAACUUGCCCCUCCAAAGAUCCCAGAGGGUGAGCGGGUAGAUUUUGAUGAUAUUCACCGCAAAAGGAUGGAGAAGGACUUCCUAGAAUUACAGACUUUAAUUGAUGUCCACUUUGAGCAGAGGAAGAAAGAAGAGGAAGAACUGAUUGGACUAAAGGAGAGGAUUGAAAGGCGGCGGGCAGAAAGAGCAGAGCAACAGCGCGUUAGAGCAGAGAAAGAACGGGAUAGGCAGACAAGGAUUGCGGAAGAACGUCAGAGAAAGGAGGAUGAGGAGGCUAAGAAGAGAGCAGAAGAUGAGGCCAAGAAGAAGAAGGUUUUGUCCAAUAUGGGGGCUAACUUUGGUGGCUUCUUAGCUAAGGCAGAGCAGAAAAGGGGGAAGCGCUUGACUGGACGAGAAAUCAAGAGAAAGACUCUUGCAGAGAGGCGUUCUCCCCUAGGUAUCGAAAACCUGCGAGAGGAUGGGCUGAGGCAGCGAGCUCAGGAGAUGUGGAACUGGGUUUACCAGCUGGAGUCAGAGAAAUUUGACCUCUUGGAUCAAAUGAAGAGACAGAAGUAUGAGAUUGUCGUUCUGCUGAACAGGAUUUCUCAUGCUCAAAAGUUUAAAAAAGGCCAUGGUAAAGCAAAGUUUGGAGGUCGCUGGAAAUAGAAAAAAUGGACAAAGGGAAAUAGAACAAAAAGGGGACAAGACAGGAUCAACUAUAAUUCAGUUCCACAGGCUCUGGAAUAAAAUACUGUAGCAAAAGAAUAAUAUUUCUGGAUGUAUUCAUAAUAAAGAAAAAAUACCCUCUCAGAUAUGACUCUGAACCUU
Myxocyprinus asiaticus (Chinese sucker) is the source of this 910-nucleotide messenger RNA. RefSeq names its product troponin T, slow skeletal muscle-like. NCBI's taxonomy places the organism in Eukaryota, Metazoa, Chordata, Actinopteri, Cypriniformes, Catostomidae. Gene Ontology annotation, cellular component: troponin complex. Gene Ontology annotation, biological process: slow-twitch skeletal muscle fiber contraction; sarcomere organization; regulation of muscle contraction. The record is from RefSeq and is a predicted model, not a curated record. The transcript is spliced from 12 exons. Gene Ontology annotation, molecular function: tropomyosin binding; troponin T binding. Bases 95 to 748 code for a protein of 217 amino acids.